This is a messenger RNA of Ctenopharyngodon idella (grass carp), 1256 nucleotides long. It is a transcript of the gene scnm1, whose product is annotated as sodium channel modifier 1. NCBI's taxonomy places the organism in Eukaryota, Metazoa, Chordata, Actinopteri, Cypriniformes, Xenocyprididae. The transcript is spliced from 8 exons. Gene Ontology annotation, biological process: RNA splicing. Gene Ontology annotation, cellular component: nucleus. The record is from RefSeq and is a predicted model, not a curated record. The coding region runs from base 143 to 919 and encodes 258 amino acids.
AUGCAUCGGACAUCACUACCCACAAUCCCACAGACAAAAACAGGAAGGAAUGGAUGUUUUAGUAAGCCUGCUUAUCUGUUGUAGAGAAGUAAGAAAAAACUACUUAUAAUACCUAGGAGUAUAAAACUGCAGGUCACCAAACAUGUCUUUCAAACGGGAGGGUGAUGAUCAAAGUCAGCUAAAUGUACUGAAGAAACGACGCGUAGCAGAUCUUCUGUCAAACUUUAUCCCAGACGAUGAAGCUGUUCUGAUGAAAAACGGAAGAUACAGCUGCCUUGUGUGUUCUCACCGACCUGUAUUUGACACUGUUGAUAUGCUCGUGGUGCACAGGAAGGGAAAGAGACAUCUUGAAGGAAUGAAAUGGUUCUACGGCAAAAAGAAUCAACUGCAACGUGAAAUUGAUAAAAGAAGGCAUCAAGACUAUGUCAAAGCAGAGGAUGAUCGACAGGAACCCUCCAGUUCAGCUCCUCUACUGAGCCAAACACGCAAAAUUACCCAUCAUGCCUUACUCAGAACUGCUCCGUACAGUAGCUGCCACAGAAAGGCCAGUGAACGAAUAGAAUCGUCAGGAUGUGGCCAAGAGGAUAGAAAUGAUCAAGUCAACAAUAUCAACCCUCACACAUCCAUGAGGACAGGAAGUAUCGACUCUAUAUCAACAACUAGCACAACAGUGCAUGAGGGCCAGACUGAAGGGAAAGUAGAGACAAAGAAGAGAAAGAAAGGGUCCAGCAUUGUGACAUCCACUGAUUGUGAGCCUCUAACAGAGCAGAGACGCAGAGAACUGGACCACUACCUCAAAUUAAAGAGUUCAGGGUGGCUGCAGGACCGAAGUGGUAAUUGGGUAAAAGAUGAGAAUGUCGAGUUUGACUCGGAUGAAGAAGAACCAGCUCUGUUGCCUCCUUGCAGUGAAUCUUCAUAGCAGACUCUGUUAAACAGCUCCAUACUGUUCAGCAACUGCAAAAAAGGCUUCAGGCUACAUUUAAACUGAACUGUGUGCAAGAUGACGACAGUGUUCCCUACAGUCACAGAUCUCAUGUGACAUCUUUUACGUGUGACCCACUUUAUAUACAAUAAGGUUGAAACUUUAAGACAUUCUUUCUGGAAAAGAAUUUGAGCUGUUGCAUUUUGCAAAUUGUAUUAGUACUGUGUACUUGCCAUCUUCUUCAAACAAUUUCUGUUUCUGACCCAAUAGAGGAUGUUUUAGAAAAUGCAAAAAGGAUUGUCAUGCAUAAAUAAAGUUAUGACCUCUCAGUCUG